AUGUCCGCCUUCACCUCCCUCCGCCCAACCCUCCGCCUGGCAAACACAGCCCGCACCUUCAGCUCCUCAGCCGUGCGCCCUGUCGCCCGCAUGACCAUUACCGGCCGCUUAGCCGCCGACCCCGAGCUCCAAGCUACCUCUAGCGGACAGGAUAUUAUCAAGUACGCCGUUGGUACUUCGUACGGACCCAGCGACAACAGACAGACGAGCUGGUUCAAGAUUGCUAGCUUUGCGGAGGGUUCACAGCGGGAUUAUUUGAUGGGAUUGCAGAAGGGUACCCUUGUCUAUGUGGAGGGUGAUGCUAGAAUGAAGACCUACGAGGAUGCUGAGGGUCGGAAACAGUCUAGCUUGAGCAUUGUGCAGCGUAUGUUUGAUCUGUUUUGA
Molecule: messenger RNA, 384 nt
Organism: Penicillium odoratum
Lineage: Eukaryota; Fungi; Ascomycota; Eurotiomycetes; Eurotiales; Aspergillaceae
Product: single-stranded DNA-binding protein
Exons: 2
Coding region: 1-384 (127 amino acids)
Biological process (GO): mitochondrial DNA replication; positive regulation of helicase activity
Cellular component (GO): mitochondrial nucleoid
Molecular function (GO): single-stranded DNA binding
Source: RefSeq, a predicted model, not a curated record